Nicotiana tabacum (common tobacco) is the source of this 2108-nucleotide messenger RNA. The record is from RefSeq and is a predicted model, not a curated record. Lineage: Eukaryota; Viridiplantae; Streptophyta; Magnoliopsida; Solanales; Solanaceae.
AUGUCUUUUAAAAUCAUUACCCUGAGGUGGUACCAUGAUGGGGUAUUAGUUCCUGGUAACUUUGCUCGUUAUGUGGGUGGUAGUCAAACAUUGACUUUAGAUGUAGAUGUAGAUUUACUGUCUCUUAUUGAACUGAUGAACUACACUGGGAUCUAUGACUUUCAAAAUGUGGCUGAGUUGUAUAUUUGUCCAAUGGAUAGGAUAGAUAAAUUGGUAAAUAUUCUCAUAGACAAGGAUAUUUUAGACAUUUGUAAUGAAUUGGAAGAUGGGGAUACCUUAGAUAUUUAUGUGACUCAUGCUGCCCCUUUAUGUGUUGUUGACAUAAAUGAGGCUAGUAAAGGGGUUGGUGGGUCUAAUAGUGGAGCUUUUAAGAGCACAACUGUCUUAGAAGAAGAGGAAGAUAGUCAAUCUGAAUCUGAAUCUGCCCCUGCUCAUGAACCUAUCCCUUCCCCUUCCCCUUCCCCUUCUCCUUCUCCUGAACCUGCUCCUGCCCCUGCACCUUCAAGAGAACAAGAGAGUAGAGUAGAUAGUGAAUCAAACUUUGAUAAUAGUGAAGGUGAGGAUGAUAAUGAGAAUGAUUCAGUCUUUGACAAUAGUGAUAGUGAUGAGAGUGAUGGAGUAGAUUUACAUGUUCCUGAUGAUAAGGAUUAUGGAUCUGAUGUUCAUGAAGAAUCUGUAGAGUGUAGGGAUGAAUUGAGGAAGUAUAGGAGGAAAGGGGGUGAAAGGCCAAAAGCUAGAGGUGAUAUUAACCUAGGUGAUGCAGGAGUUGAUAUUGGUUUUGAUGAAUUAAGAACUGGUAGCAAGCAAGAUAGGUACACGGGCUUAGUAGGGACAUAUAAGCCUUACUUUGGGUCUUCAGAUGCUGAAAGUUUUCCUUCAGAUGCUAAAGAAGAAUUUGAUGAAGAACAUAAGGAGAAAAUGGCUGCCAAGAGGAGGAAGAAAACACUGAUAUUUGAUCCAACUGUCAAAAAAAUAACUUGGGAGUUAGGGCUGAUUUUUGAGAGUGUUGAACAAUUUAGGUUUGUUGUUAGUAAGUAUGCGAUUCAGAAAGGAGUUCAAAUUGAAAAGUAUAUUAAUGAACCUGGUAGGGUGAGGGUAAGAUGCAUGCAUCCAAAAUGUCCAUGGAUCUUGGCUGCAAGCAAAGAUGGCAGAUCCAACAAUUUUAAGAUAAAAAGGUAUUGUCAUGUCCACAAGUGUUACAAAACAAAUAAAAAUAAGCUUUGCAACUCCAGAUACCUAGCAAAGCAUUACAGGGAUAAGAUUGUGUGUCAACCAAAUGUGAAAGUUUGGGAGCUAAAGAAACUCAUUAAGGAUGAACUGGAAAUGUAUGUUGGUAGGUCUACUGUACAUAGAGCUAGAGCAAAAAUUCUGAAGGAGAUAAUAAGUGAUGUGCAUGUUGAGUUCAAGAGACUCUAUGAUUAUAAAGAUAUUCUGUUACAGAUUCUACUCCAGCAAAUGCUUCAUAUAUACAAAGAUGUGGAGGAAGAGGAAGAGGCAGAGCAAGAGGAACAUGAACUGUUGGCAGAGCUUCAACUCCAACUACUUCUACCCCUGCUGCUGCUGGUAGAGGAAGAGGAACUGUUGCUAGUAGAGGAAGAGGAACUGGUAGUGAUAGGGGAAGUUCUAGGUUUGGACUAUUUCAAUCAAGCAAUGGGUUCACAAGUUUUUCUUCUGGUGGAGGUAAGCCAAGAGUGGUCUCUCAUGGCGGUGAAAAGAGGUUCUUGGAAGAUAUUUUAGAGUGUGCAUACAAGCCAAAAAGUGGUGUAAAAUGGAAUGGUAGACCAGCAAUUACUAGAAGAUAACUUGAAAGAACUGCUGCAACUCGUUCUAGAACUGCCGCAUCUCAAUCCAAUUUAAGUCAAGUAAGUUCAUCAUCCCAGCCAUCCAAGAACAACCACUAAAUUCUGUUAUUGUCACUGUUAAUUUAUUUUGGAACUGCUGUAAUUUCCCUUUGGAACUGUAAUUUAUUUUGGAACUGCUGUUAGGUUAAUUUGGAGCUGCUAUUUAGGUUUGCUGUUAGUGUUGUUAUUUUGUUAAGGCAGCCUGCUGUUAUUUUGGUAUGCUGUAAAACUGGGCAGCGUAUAUUUUUGUUAAGGUAGGAUGCUGCU